Messenger RNA from Lodderomyces parapsilosis, 3483 nucleotides. It is a transcript of the gene VID21, whose product is annotated as Vid21p. The record is from RefSeq and is a predicted model, not a curated record. The coding region runs from base 1 to 3483 and encodes 1160 amino acids. NCBI's taxonomy places the organism in Eukaryota, Fungi, Ascomycota, Pichiomycetes, Serinales, Debaryomycetaceae. The transcript has a single exon.
AUGAAAAUUAGUACAUGGAAUGAUAGAACUAACGAGCUUCUGCAUGUUAUUGCGGACCCUUUUCUACAAGAUCAUAGCAAAACAUGCUUGGAUGAAGAAAUUCAACCAGAGUUUUUCUUGAACGAAUCAGACAACAAGGUUGAUGCAUUUCUUAAAAGCACCAUCAUCAAGUCUAUGGACUCGUGUAUUUUCCUUCCCCCAGCAAUCAGAGAGCGUCAAAAACGGAAACCUGAAGAAGAUUUACAGAAUGAGUUAAAAGCAAAGCUUCGCCGUAGUGUGGCAUCAUUGCAUGAUACGAAAAGGGAGCCAAUAGUGCCAUCAUUGAAAACACAAGAUCAAAUAGAAGAGGAGCAAAUGCAACAAUUUUUAUCAUCAGAAAUGAGCCAAUUGGAAAUAUUAUCUAUGCCUGAGCAUUAUCCAGUGAAGACACAGUCUGUGUGUUCCUUGACUGAGCUAUACUAUUUGACUCAAACAUUAGCGUCGAGUAAACUACUACCAGGAAGUCACAAAGCCUUGACGACUGGCAACUACGAAUUGGCACUUUUGGAAGGAAAGGUGGCCGUUUUAUACUCUCGUAUUGAGGAAUUGAAGAGACAAGGUAAGUGGUCCUCAAGGCAACCAAAAAGAUAUCAUGAUCCGUUCACUUAUAAAAGCAGGCUAAAUAAAUCUAAACACGCCUGGGAUUACUUAUUAGAAGAAGCAAGUUGGAUGGCAGAGGACUUUCGUGAGGGAAACAAAUUUAAAAAAUACUGUUGUGUGAUUAUUGCCGAUGCAGUAAAUGCUUAUUGGAAGCUUGGGAAGGAAGCAACUUGUGUAAAGAGGAAAGCGGUUCCACUUGUAUCGGAAAACAUCGAGGUAAUAGUUAAAGAUGAUGCAAAUGCAUCAACCAAUGCUUCUGUAAAUGUUUCAGCGAUUGAGGCAACUAACCAUACUGUUGAUCCAAGGUCGCUUUUGGAAAGCAAGGUUGACGAGUCCGAAGAAUAUGCAGCAAAAACAGCAUCAGAUGUGUUUUCAUCGGUUUUUGCAAAAAACAACUCAUCAGUGUUUGUCAGUCUCGAGGAGAUGAACAAACAUACAAAGUCAAUCAUCAAAACUAUACCCAAUCAUGUGGCCCUCGAAAUUAACAACAAAAGCAACAAAUCUAAAUCGAUCGAGCCUUAUGAACCACCCUUAACAGCGGUAUCAAAGCUAUUUUUACCAUUUGAGAAAGAUCAAGGUUGGCACAAGAUUGUAUUAAGGACAAGUUCCAAUGAACGAAUGAAAACAAGCAAAACACCAGAGUACCAAAAGGGCGUGUUUGGCUCGCAAGCACAUCGUAAAUUCCAUUAUCUUAAACCUCCAAAGCCACCAUUGUUGGCCAACAUAGAGCUUAGAUCUCCUACAAUCUGGCUGCCAGAAGAUGACAAGAGGCUUAUACACUAUGUUGCAGAAUUUUGUUUCAAUUGGGAUCUUAUCGCUGAGCAUGUCCAAGUGGGCUCCUUCGCGCCUAGUUUGAGUAAGUAUGAGUCCAAUAUUGAGAGAAGAACUCCAUGGCAAUGCUUUGAGAGGUAUAUUCAACUAAACCAAAAGUUUCAAUUCUCGGAUAUGAAAGGCAGCUACGCAUUUCAUGCUCAGCAAUGGCUCGAACAGGCUCACAAAACUCAGCUGACAACCAAAAGAAGAGUUUCUCCGCUUGGUGUAGGAUCUGACUCGAUGCAAAGAGGACAUCGGAAAUUGAGGUGGGCUUCAAUGUUUGAUGCCAUGCGCAAGGCAAUGAAGAAGAGAGAAAUCGCACUUGCCAAGAUGAAUCACCGCCGGGGCACCACGGAUAUGCAGCAAAACGUUCAACCAGGUGCAGUCGUCAAUGGCGAUAAGCGUGCCAACACUAGCAAAACUCCAACGCCUGCAGAGUUGUCGAAUUUGAAGUAUGAGCGAGACAAGUCAAUCCAGCAGAGCUCGCGAACCCGUCUUAUGGCAGCUGUGGCCCAACAACAACAACAACAACAACAACAACAUCAGCAGCAGCAGCAGCAGCAGCAGCAGCAGCAACAGCAGCAACAGCAACAACAACAUCAGCCAAACCAGCAGCAUCCGCAGCAGCGGCAGAAUCAACAACAACAACAUCCUCAUCAUUCACAGCAGCAACCACAACCACAACAGCAACACCAUCCAUUGCCGCCUCAGCAAAUACCUCAACAGCAGCAACUACCUCAACAACAGCACCUCCAACAGCAACUCCCACAGCAUGCUCAACUUACACCUCAACAGCAUCAUCCUCAAGCUCCUCCGAUGCAACAACCCCGCAUGGUACCUCCAGCCCGACAAAUGGAUCAGAGACCUCAGCCCAAUCAUCACCAACUCCAGCAGUUGCAACAAAUCCAGCAAAUGCAGAUUCAGCAACAACAACAGCUUCAGCAGUUGCAACAGCAGCAACGACAACAGCAUUCCCAACAACAAUACACACCACAUCUGCAGCUGCAGCUGCAGCUGCAACUGCCGGUAUUACAGCAACAACAAAUUAUGCUGCAACGCCCACAUCUGCAACCGCAACAAGCUCAUGCGCAACAACAGGUGCAGAAUCGAUUUCAGAACCAACCACAAUAUGUGCAGGCUAACUCUCCUGACUUCCUGUCAAAUGCUCCAACCCCUCGCCCUGAGCAAAUUUUACAAAGGGCUCAACGUGCUGCUUUGAAUGGGCUAUCCUCCCAAACGCAAGCCACAGUUAGGGAUGUCCAAUAUCCUCAAAACCAAAUAAAGUUUCCCACGACUAAAGAUGGGAAACAAUUAACUAACGAGCAGAUACAUCAAUUGUUGCAGAUGGAAAAACAAAGAAGACUCUUGCAGCAGCAGCAACAACAACAACAACAACAACAGCUACAGCAGCCACAGCAGCAACAACAACAACCACAGCCACAACCACAACCACAACUACAGAAUGUGGACAUUCAACCUUCCCCAAACAUGGGGAUUGCUUCCCAUCCGCAAGCUCCGAUAUCUCCUCAAGUUCAGCAGCAACAUCACCAAGCAAACAUCAACAAUGCGACAUUGCCUAUUGGAUCGCCAAAUUUACAGUAUCUGCCAAACAAAACAGAUAAUCAGAAUCCUGGCGUCUAUUAUCAAAGACUGGCGCAACAACCCGUGCCUCAAGUACAAAAUGUGCUGCCCAAUCCUCAACAAAAACCGAUACCACAACAAGCACGCCAACAACGACCAAGAAUUCAGUUUCCACCGGCGCAAAUAUCGGCAAUCAUUAACUCAAUACAAACCCAGAACCCCAAUUAUACCAAAGAGCAGGUGACAAAGUUGGCAGCUCAGUACUUGAAUAGUCUUCAUCAGCAGGCUCAAAACAGAGCAAACAAGAAUGCGCAAGCACAUGUACAAAGUGGUGUUCCUCUACAGCAGGGUCAGCAAUUUCGUGAUGCCAACACUGGAGGGAACACCAGCACGAGCGCAACUGCAAGUCCUCAACUGAGUCAUAUACAUCCACAAAGUCAAGGUCAAUAA